AUGCCGGAGAUUCCAACGACUUUGACGGAGAUCACCGUCGUUGACGAGCCUUUACUUCCGACGAGGCAGAACACAACCGCCACACCGUCUGCCGGAGUUGAUACAGUUACCUUAACGGCAGUACUCUUGUUUCUUCGAGGUUUUAUCUCAGGCCGCCGUUUAGCGUCGAUCCCGUCAAUGAUAGUUCUCGAUAAUGCGGAGGAUCUGUUGGAGAAAUGGCGAGAGGAUUUUGGCUACUUGUUACCGGUUGUUGUUAUCGAGACAAUUUGGAACUUAGCAUUUGUUGUGGUUUCGGUCGUUAUGUUGAUUUUGAGUGUAUCUGAAAUUCCGAAUGUGCCAGUUAGGGUUUGGAUUGGCGUUUACGGGUUGCAAUGCGUUAUUCAUGUGGUGCUUGUCUGCUCGGAGUAUGUAAGGAGAAAUAGGCCUGACUCGAGUGACGGUGAUGAUACCGUGAUUGUGGCUUCUACUCAAAUCAGGUUAACUCUGACAUUUUUGGUAUCCGACACAUUUUUGGUUGCUGUUUAUAUUCUUAUGAUAUGUAUGAUCCCUCUUGCUGUUUUGCUCUGCUUCCCCUGCCUCAUUUACGUGAUGUAUUCCAAUCCUGUUCAGGCAGGUGCAUCAGAGGAUGACAUUAACGUCCUUCCUAAAUACAGAUUUGAAAUGUCCAAUGAUGAGGAACGAGAUGACGGUAGACCAGGUAGAAUGGUCCCUAUGGAAACAAAUGAUCCAGAAAAGUAUCAAGAACUUCUAAUCCAGGAUGUGGACUGCCAUAUAUGUCUUAGCUCAUAUGGAAAUGGAUCAGAGCUUCAGUUACUUCCAUGCAACCAUAUUUUUCAUGCUGCAUGCCUCGGAAAAUGGCUAAGGCAAAAUGGGGAAAUAGAGUCUGACAAACACAACAGAAACAAACCUAAAGGACAUCAUCGUAUACUACUAUAG
Molecule: messenger RNA, 936 nt
Organism: Erigeron canadensis
Lineage: Eukaryota; Viridiplantae; Streptophyta; Magnoliopsida; Asterales; Asteraceae
Product: E3 ubiquitin-protein ligase At1g63170-like
Exons: 5
Coding region: 1-936 (311 amino acids)
Source: RefSeq, a predicted model, not a curated record